AUGAUGAAAUGGAUGACCCGAUUCUUUAUGUACUUGGAUCGCUAUUAUGUGAAACACCAUUCGCUCCCGACAUUGGAUGAUGCAGGACUUCAGAGUUUUGAUCGGAUGGUUUUUCAAAAGGUCAAAGUACGUGUGAAAGACGCUAUGAUUGAACUGAUUGAGAAAGAACGCAAUGGAGAAUUGAUUGAUACGACGCUGAUGCGAAAUUGUGUCGAGAUUUUUGAAGUCAUGGGCAUGAAGUCUCUUGAUGUGUAUCAGACUUGUCUAGAAAUGGACCUUGUACUGACUAGUGCUACGUACUAUGAACGCAAGUCAAAGGGGUGGCUCUGUGAAGACUCGACACCAGUGUAUUUGCAAAAGGUGGAAGAAGCUUUACAGAGCGAGCGGAGUCGGGUGCACACGUAUCUGCACAAGUCCACGGAGCCAAAACUUGUUGAUGAACUGGAAAAUGUAUUGCUUGAAGCUGCACAGAAGGAACUCAUUGAGCGAGAAAACUCUGGUGUCAUUGCAUUGCUGAAGAAUGACAAAUUGGAUGACUUGGCACGUAUGUACCGCCUCUUUGCGCGUCUCAAGAGUGGACUGGAGCCAAUUGCGAACCUUGUGCAGCAGCACAUUACGGCAGUGGGUAAUGAUAUUGUCGCAAAGCGCGCUAAUGCUGUAGCCUCUGGCAACGUCCGUGAUCCCAGCUCGGAUCCAACGUUCAUUAAGGAUAUCCUUGCCAUCCAUGAUAAAUUUCGCAGCAUCGUUAACGAUCAAUUUGCAGGCAAUUCCCUAUUUCAAAAGGCUCUGAAGGAGGCUUUUGUUGAGUUUGUUAAUAGGGACGUUGGACCCGAUAGCUCGGCAAAGCUGAUGAGUACGUUCUGUGAUCGUAUCUUGAAGACAGGGGGCGAAAAGCUAAGUGAUGAGCAGGUGGAGGACUACCUGGAGAAGGUGGUAUUCGUGUUCUCGUAUCUCACGGACAAAGAUCUUUUUGCUGAAAUUUAUCGUAAUCAGUUGGCCAAGCGUUUGCUGAAUCAGCGGUCUGCUUCGGCCGAUGCUGAAGUGCUUAUGAUCGGUAAGCUGAAGUUGCGCUGCGGUGCACAAUUCACGGGUAAGAUGGAAGGUAUGAUGAACGAUCUGGCCAUCGGCAGUGACCACCACCACGAGUUCGAAGGCUUUUUGAAAAAGCAACGUGAGAAAGGUCCAAAUGAAGCUGCUUUAAGUCUUGAGUUCAGUGUCCAGGUGCUAACGACGGGUUACUGGCCGUCGUACCGCAUCCUAGAAGUCACCAUGCCGCCGCUAAUGGUCCGAUGUAUGAAUCUUUUUAAGGUGUACUAUGAUUCAAAAACCAGCCAUCGUCGACUGCAAUGGGUGCACUCCCUUGGGAAUGCAACGAUUCGUGCCAACUUCCCUAAGAAGAAAUGGUACGAUCUGCAGGUAACGACGUUGCAAGCUGUGGCGCUGCUAUUGUUUAACGAAGGCGAUGGUGCACUGUCGUUUGAGGCUGUGCGCGAGUCAUUGAACCUGACAGUGGAUGUCGUGAAGCGCAUUAUGCAUUCGCUGUCGUGUGGCAAGUACAAACUGCUGACAAAGACACCUGCCGGUAAGACUAUCUCGACCAGCGACCAGUUUAUGCUGAACCGAACGUUUGCUUCGCCGAUGCGCAAGCUGCGUAUUCCCAUGGCAUCUCUGGAAGAAAGCCACAGUCAAAAAAGUGUGGAGGAAGACCGCAGCAUAGCCAUAGAAGCCGCGAUCGUGCGUAUUAUGAAGGCUCGCAAAACGCUACAGCACCAGCAGCUUAUCUCGGAAGUGCUGAGCCAGCUGGCGUUUUUCAAGCCGAACCUGAAGGUCAUCAAGCGCCGUAUUGAGGCUCUCAUCGACCGAGAAUACCUUGAGCGCGACCCCGACCAAGCCAACACGUAUCGCUACCUUGCAUGA
Molecule: messenger RNA, 1917 nt
Organism: Peronospora farinosa
Lineage: Eukaryota; Oomycota; Peronosporomycetes; Peronosporales; Peronosporaceae
Source: the annotation of a GenBank genome assembly